UUUGACGUCAUUCAGAAAUAGCUUGCUGCAGGGAAGCGAUUGCGAUCUCGUAGCUGUUGAGUUGUUAAAAUCCAGAGAAAUCGCGGCCCCUCGUAUUGAAUCCGUUUAAAAUACUGAUGUAUUAAAUGCUGGAAAUAUAUAUUUCAUUAAAGCCGUCAUUUGUACGUUAAUGUGUAUUAUAAAAUCAUAGUUUUUGUCACCCACAAGGGGAUACUACAUUCGGACGACCGAUCUCUGGACGAAAUGAGUCUCCUGUACUAUAAAGUCUAAUUUUGUCUCCAGUACUGCGCAAAAUGCGAGAAAGGAGCAAGUAGUUGCUUACUGAUCGCGGAUUAAGUGAUCGUCACUGUUCCUUUUGAGUGCAAUGAGAUCGCAGUCGAUGAGCAGUUAGGGUUAAGAAGGGCGUUCAUGAAACCAAAAUGGUGGAUUGAAUGGCGUAUCUUUGGUGCUGUGUGUGAAUGGUGGUGAACAAAGGUUGUGUGAAGUCGACCAAGGAUGCGAGGAUCAGAUGGGCGGCCGAAGACGAAGGCCCGAAGUCCGGAGGACGAUCAUCAAAGCAAACCUCGCCAUUCUUCGCAGGGCGCACAUCGGAAACACAAGAAGAGUCACAAGUCUCAUCGGCGGAAGCAUGCCAGGGAGGUGCCUAUCGUCGCCACCAAGCCUUUAGUGGAGUAUGACGAUGUUAGUUCGGACUCGUCCUUUUUCACGGACGAAGCGGAGCUGUCCUACCCGACAACUCCUCCCCCGUCCUCAAGUCGGAAUACCUCACAGAGGACGUCGGAGAAAACGCGACGGCGACGCCGAAACAAAUCGAACGACGUGAAAGAAACGCGAUCGAAUCGGCGACAGUCUCCACCCUCCUCGAGGUCUCGGGAUUAUUCGUGUAAUGUGCAGUACUAUGAGCGUGAUAUGGUCAAGGACUACACUAGUAGCAGGACCUAUAUGGGACCUUAUAGGGAUAACGUGUACGACAACUAUUAUGCCCAUUCCAUGCCUGACCAGCAUUCAGACUACUAUAGUCGGUCGAGUCGAAAGCUUUCACCUGACCACCCUCGUGCCUACAAAAGAACCCCUCCGAGUUCACCUAGUCCGCCUCCGAGGUCGUCCAAACGACGAAAGUCACCGUCGUCCGACUCCAGGGAAAAAGAUCGGCCUCGGAAUUACUCUCCCAACAAUUCUGCUAGUCUGUACUCAUCGAGAAAAGGUUACGCAUAUUCCAGGAGUCGUAGCAGAAGUCCUCUAAGACUCCGGAGGGCACGCAAGUCACGCAGUCGAUCCCGAAGUCCCCUCCCUCGUCCGUCAUCUCGCUCCCGAGGCCGCUCCAAAUCUCCCCUCUCCCCACCACCGGUGGCCUACCAGACGGCACGGCGGCGCUCGGAGCGAAGCCCAAGCCCAAAGUUUGCAUCCACCAGCCUUGGCGCGGAGCUCCGCAAGCACCGCAAGGGCCGCGAGCUCGAGAAGAGCCGGCAGCACGCGGCGGCCUCGCGGAAGCACCAUGCCACACCUGCGCCACCUGUCCCACCCAAUCCGAAUGGGGACUCUGUGCCACAAAUACCCCCUCCACCACCACCACUCCCACCAUCGGAGCCACCACCACCACCUCCUGAGGUAGUGCCUCCCCCGCCCCCAAUGCCAGAUCCACCAGCCAAACCGGACGUGGUGGUACAAACACCGCCAUCGUAUGUCUCCACUCCCUGCACACCAGAAGAGCCAGAUAGCAAUGGGGUACGUGAGCCUGUAGAUGAAGCUGGCAGCAGCCACUCAACUCCAGAGAAACGUCCCCCAACACCCCCUGUUCCCCACAGGAAAAGCAUCAAAGAACUACCCAUGCCUCCAGGAAUGAAAGUAGAGGAUGUGAUGUCACCGGAACUUGUGGACAGGGACGAGGGUUCACCCCUUCCUCCCACUCUGACAGCCCACCAGGUUGUGCCUCCAGCCACACAGAUGCAGGUCUUCAGACGCCCCAGGAUAUUGAACAAGCCCCCUUCGGAUGAUGACCGUUUCCCAAACUGGGGUGAACGUUGUGUGGAUGUCUUUGACAUUGUCUGCCAGAUCGGAGAAGGCACGUACGGACAAGUGUACAAGGCCAAAGAUAAGGACACUGGUGAACUGGUAGCGCUCAAGAAAGUGCGAUUAGAAAACGAAAAGGAGGGAUUCCCAAUCACAGCCGUUCGAGAGAUCAAGAUCCUGCGCCAACUGAACCAUUCAAGCAUCGUCAACCUCAAAGAGAUUGUGACGGACAAGCAAGACGCGCUCGACUUCAAGAAAGACAAAGGUGCCUUUUAUCUGGUAUUUGAAUACAUGGACCACGACCUAAUGGGUCUGCUGGAAUCUGGACUAGUGGAGUUCAAUCAACUCCACAUUGCCUCUUUCAUGAAGCAGCUCCUAGAGGGUCUCAACUAUUGCCAUCGCAAGAACUUUCUCCACAGGGACAUCAAGUGUUCCAACAUACUCAUGAACAACAGGGGCCAAAUUAAGUUGGCAGACUUUGGUCUGGCCCGACUGUACAGUGCGGAAGACAAGUCCCGACCGUAUACCAACAAGGUGAUAACGCUCUGGUAUCGACCUCCAGAGUUGCUGCUGGGUGAAGAGAGAUACGGACCUGCAAUCGAUGUCUGGAGCUGCGGAUGCAUCCUUGGAGAACUGUUCACGCGCAAACCGGUGUUCCAGGCCAAUCAGGAAAUGGCCCAAUUGGAGUCUAUCAGCCGCGUGUGCGGCACUCCGUGUCCAGCUGUCUGGCCAAGGGUGAUCCAGUUGCCCCACUGGGGAACCUUUCGUCCCAAGAAGCAGCACCGACGAAGGUUACGGGAGGAAUUCUCGUUCCUCCCGUCUCCAGCUUUGGACUUGCUCGAUCAGAUGCUGGAGCUGGACCCCGAUCGGCGUGUGACAGCUGAGGCGGCACUACGCUCUCCGUGGCUGGCACCAGUGCGUCCAGAUCGCCUGCCACCGCCAGACCUUCCCCACUGGCAAGACUGCCACGAAAUGUGGUCUAAACGGCGGCGGCGCCAACUUCGGCAGGAACAGGACAUGGCCGUGGCCACGGCGGGUCCCCCACAGGCCCAAUUGAGUCAGCAGGAACAGUGGUCAGGAAGCAGUUCCCGGGAUGGUGGAGACAGCCUCGGUCGUGCCCAGCCACCACCACCCAGUGAAGCUACCGUGGAGCCACAGAAGGAGAGCGGCGUUAACAGCCAACAGCUCCAGACGAAUCUCAAUGCCAUCACGUCUGCCUUUCAGAAGCACGAGUCAUUGAGCAUUGCCCAACUUGCGAACCUGCUCAACAUUAAGGUUGACACGACGACGCGGCAGCUACUGGAGAACCUGAACAUGCAGCUGCUCCUAGCAGCAGCGGCCAAACAGGCGCAAAAGGUGCAGAUGGCAAGCCACCAACAGAAGCAACAACCGAGUGAAGCGCCCUCUAGCAGAACUCCCCCACGGAAGGCAGACGUGUCUCCACCUAAACGGAUCCACAAACCACACCACCUUCUGCCGACACCACAGCCAUCACAACCUGCAGCACCCAUUUCAGAUGUUCAACGUCUGCCAAGUCCCGCAACUUUAGUCCGGGCGACCCAAGACACUGGACGUCUCCCUACCCCACGCAAACCAGAUCCACCUGUUGCAAAUCCUCCUUCCACUUACCGUGGCAUCCCCACAGUGUCGUCUGUUCCAACCCAUCACCUUCCGACGUCUCCUAAAGUUGACGGGGCUUCCGUCGGGUCUCAGAGCUACACGACGACUGGUGUAAAAGCUGCGUUGGCACAGCUUCUGGAAGCUCAGGGCUUUCGCGUCCGAAAACCAGGUAUAGAACCCAGCGGAGAUGAGGCAGCCUACUCGGAACAACGUCCCACCAUGGACCAGUUGAUGGAGGACCAUAAUUAUGCUCCUUACCCCGAUCGGCGGGCCCCCAAAGUCUCUCUGCUCGGAAGUCCGCCACACAGCACACCCAAGAGGGUGACGCUUCUAAAAACGCCACCUGUAAGUUCUGACAGCACAGAAAAUUUCAGUUAUGGAGCAAGCGGGGAAGCGUAUGGGACGGGGGCAUCGUAUAUGGCACAGUUUGCGGAGGGGCAAAGGUUCAGGGAUCAGUAUUCAGAGUCGUAUGGGGAUACGUUCCGGGGACAACCCGUCUUUAGAGGGAAAGGUAGGCCACAUUAAACAUCCUAUCUUGGGACUGAACAGUGUGAUAUAUGUACAAAAGUGGUGGUGUGUAUCAAAGGACAAAUUUUUGUUUUACAUUGGGGUAGACCUUA
Ornithodoros turicata is the source of this 4250-nucleotide messenger RNA. RefSeq names its product cyclin-dependent kinase 12-like (gene Cdk12). Bases 496 to 4155 code for a protein of 1219 amino acids. The transcript is spliced from 12 exons. Gene Ontology annotation, molecular function: cyclin binding; ATP binding; RNA polymerase II CTD heptapeptide repeat kinase activity. Gene Ontology annotation, cellular component: nucleus; cyclin/CDK positive transcription elongation factor complex. Gene Ontology annotation, biological process: positive regulation of transcription elongation by RNA polymerase II; protein phosphorylation. The record is from RefSeq and is a predicted model, not a curated record. NCBI's taxonomy places the organism in Eukaryota, Metazoa, Arthropoda, Arachnida, Ixodida, Argasidae.